CCGAGCCCCGCGCGGGCGGGCGGUAUGCCCCGCGGCCGCCGCACUUUGGCCAGAGCGCUGCCCUGAGCCUGUGGGCCCAGCACGCAGCGGGCGGGCGGGCGCUGCGGGCGCCAUGGAGCAGUGGCGGCAAUGUGGCCGCUGGCUUAUCGAUUGCAAGGUCCUGCCGCCCAACCACCGGGUCGUGUGGCCCUCGGCCGUGGUCUUCGACCUGGCACAGGCGCUGCGCGACGGCGUCCUCCUGUGCCAGCUGCUACACAACCUCUCCCCCGGCUCCAUUGAUCUCAAGGACAUCAACUUCCGGCCGCAGAUGUCCCAGUUCCUGUGUUUGAAGAACAUACGUACCUUCCUUAAAGUCUGCCACGACAAAUUUGGCUUAAGAAACAGCGAGCUGUUUGACCCCUUCGACCUCUUUGACGUCCGAGACUUUGGCAAGGUCAUCUCCGCGGUGUCCAGACUCUCACUUCACAACUUGGCCCAGAACAAAGGCAUCAGGCCCUUUCCCUCGGAGGAGACCGCGGAGAACGAUGAUGACGUCUACCGCAGCCUGGAGGAGCUGGCAGACGAGCACGACGUGGGGGAGGACAUCUAUGACUGCGUCCCGUGCGAGGAUGAAGGGGACGACAUCUACGAGGACAUCAUCAAGGUGGAGGUGCAGCAGCCCAUGAAAAUGGGAAUGACAGAGGACGACAAGAGGAACUGCUGCUUGCUGGAGAUUCAGGAGACCGAGGCCAAGUACUGCCGGACCCUGGAGGACAUUGAGAAGAACUACAUGACCCCCCUGAGGCUGGUGCUGAGCCCGGCGGACAUGGCAGCCGUCUUCAUCAACCUGGAGGAUGUCAUUAAGGUGCAUCACAGUUUCCUGAGGGCCAUCGACGUGUCCAUGAUGGCGGGGGGCAGCACUCUGGCCAAGGUCUUCCUGGACUUCAAGGAAAGGCUCCUGAUCUAUGGGGAGUACUGCAGCCACAUGGAGCACGCCCAGAACACGCUGAACCAGCUCCUCGCCAGCAGGGAGGACUUCAGACAAAAAGUCGAGGAAUGCACGCUGAAGGUCCAGGACGGCAAGUUUAAGCUGCAGGACCUGCUGGUGGUGCCCAUGCAGAGGGUCCUCAAAUACCACCUGCUUCUGAAGGAACUUCUGAGCCAUUCCACCGACCGGCCAGAGAGGCAGCAGCUCAAAGAAGCGCUGGAGGCCAUGCAGGACUUGGCGAUGUACAUAAACGAAGUUAAGCGGGACAAGGAGACCCUGAAGAAAAUCAGCGAAUUUCAGAGCUCUAUAGAAAAUCUGCAAGUGAAACUGGAGGAAUUUGGCAGACCGAAGAUCGAUGGGGAACUGAAGGUCCGGUCCAUAGUCAACCACACCAAGCAAGACAGGUACUUGUUCCUGUUUGACAAGGUGGUCAUCGUCUGCAAGAGGAGGGGCUACAGCUACGAGCUGAAGGAGGUCAUCGAGCUGUCCUUCCACAAGGUGACCGACGACCCUAUGAACAACAAGGACGUCAAGAAGUCUCAUGGGAAAAUGUGGUCCUACGGCUUCUAUCUAAUUCACCUUCAAGGAAAGCAGGGCUUCCAGUUUUUCUGCAAGACGGAAGACAUGAAGAGGAAGUGGAUGGAGCAGUUUGAGAUGGCCAUGUCGAACAUCAAGCCCGACAAAGCCAACGCCAACCAGCACAGCUUCCAGAUGUACACGUUCGACAGGACCACCAACUGUAAAGCCUGCAGGAUGUUCCUCAGAGGCACCUUCUACCAGGGUUACCUGUGCACCAAGUGUGGCGUCGGGGCGCACAAGGAGUGCCUGGAAGUGACCCCCCCCUGCAAGAGCAGUUCUCCUGCAGACCUGGAUGCCUGUGGAGCAGGACCAGGUCCCAAGAUGGUGGCCGUGCAGAAUUACCACGGCAACCCCGCUCCCCCGGGGAAGGCGGCCCUGACCUUCCAGACGGGCGACGUGAUCGAGCUGCUGAGAGGGGACCUCGAGUCUCAGUGGUGGGAGGGUCGGCUGGUGCAAACCAGGAAGUCAGGUUACUUCCCGAGCUCAUCCGUGAAGCCCUGUCCCGUGGAUGGAAAGCCACCCAUCAGCCGGCCGCCCUCCCGGGAGAUCGACUACACCGCGUACCCCUGGUUUGCCGGCAACAUGGAGAGGCAGCAGACCGACAACCUGCUCAAAUCCCACGCCAGCGGGACCUACCUAAUCAGGGAGCGGCCGGCCGAGGCGGAGCGCUUUGCCAUUAGCAUCAAGUUCAACGACGAGGUGAAGCACAUUAAGGUGGUGGAGAAGGACAGCUGGGUCCACAUCACUGAAGCCAAGAAAUUCGAAAGCCUCUUGGAGUUAGUUGAGUACUACCAGUGCCACUCGCUCAAAGAGAGCUUCAAGCAACUGGACACCACGCUCAAGUACCCCUACAAGUCACGGGAACGCUCAGCCUCCAGAGCCUCCAGCCGGUCCCCAGCUUCCUGCGCUUCCUACAACUUUUCUUUUCUCAGUCCUCAGGGCCUCAGCCUUGCUUCUCAGGGCUCCUCCGCGCCCUUCUGGUCAGUGUUCACGCCCCGCGUCAUCGGCACGGCCGUGGCCAGGUACAACUUCGCCGCCCGGGACAUGCGGGAGCUCUCGCUGCGGGAAGGCGACGUGGUGAAGAUCUACAGCCGCAUCGGCGGGGACCAGGGCUGGUGGAAGGGCGAGACCAACGGCCGGAUCGGCUGGUUUCCUUCAACGUACGUAGAAGAGGAGGGCGUCCAGUGACAGCAAGUGUGCGGCCGGGACUUGCGGACUUUCUCGGAGGAGUUGCUCCAGCUCUGAAGUCUGCCUCUAGCCCGUGACUCGGAGGGGAGUUGCCCGCCAACCUUGCAGCCUUCCACAGCCCGUGGGGGAGGGGGUGCUCGAAGUCCUGCACGUGGACGGUCCUGCCAUCAGCCUGCCCCAGGCGGCCUGUCCUGGGUACGCUGCUUGUACAUAGAGGGGAUCCAGGCCAGCCCUGCUUGCCUGCCACCACCAGUGUGCUGAGGAGAGGGAGCACCAGUGGCACCCGAGCCAGGUGCUGGGUGACCGCUGAGGCCAGAGCACGCCUUGCUCCUGUCCCGUUGAGAUGGCCCUCGGGAGCCUAGGUCUGAAUAGCAGAUGCUGGUGGGGGAGGGCUGGGGACUGCAGAGGGGACCUUCCCCUGGCCCCUCCUGCUCAGGCUCUGGACCCUCAGCCCUCCUGCUUCCUGCUGCUCCCAGGGGGAGGCUUCAGGCCUUGAGAGGCAGAAGGGACUGCAGCCAGGCUGCGGCCCCUGCCCGGCCCCAGCUGUGCGUGGUACGGAGGAGGAGAGCGUGGUGAGGGCCUGUGCGGCCCCCGACCCCCCACGGACGUCUGCACCGGGGGCGUGCGGAGGCCCCCGGGGCAGGCCGCGCUCUCGGGGGAGCCAGAGGGACGUCGCCGACCCUGCCCCCAGUCAGUGGUACUGCCCUUUGCCCCGCGUCCUUGGUGUGUCUGUCCUGUCCUGCUGCCAAGUGGCUGCGGCCUUUGUAACCCUGAUGUGGGCGGGGAAGAAAGCGGGGUUCCCCCUCGCUCGGCCUCUGCUGCUCACCCGCCUCCCCUGGAGGAGGCUCCCCACUGCUCCCAGGCAGGCGGGCCCUCUGGGCCUCCCGUGUCCUGCAAGGUGGCCCCUGAGGGUCUCCCCAGCCUUUGCACAGAUGUUGGUUCUAGCCUUGGCAAGUUUUUCUUCCAAGGGCUCCUGCCGCCCACAAAACGGGACCGUGGCCAGCCGAAAUAAGUGCUCUUGGGGGUGGCUCCACCCCCUGAACUCCCCCUCCUCACUCCUCCUGGCCCUUGACCUCUGACCCUGUUCCCUCUGCCCGGACGUUGCAUGAGACCUAGUGACCCUGUCUCCUCCGAGCUCCGCGCCAAAGCUGCAGUGAGACCCGGGCUCUGUGGCUCGCCUUCUCCCUUCGAUCAGCUGCACGAGACUGGGUGUCGUGAGGGCUGGAUCUUGCCGGCCUGGGCGCUGGUGGCCUCUCUGCGGCCGGGGGUUCUCCUGAGUCGCUCACCCAGCCAGCAUCCUGGUGUGGGGAGGAGAUGGGGAGGGGUCCGAGAGUAGCAAGGAGGAGGGGAGGCAGCCAGUGACGGCUUGGAAGUGAGGGUGACAGGACUGCGUUUGGGGGCCGUGGGGGAAGAAGGGGAAGGAAGACUUUUCCCCGGAGAGAGCAGGCCUGAACCCCUGUCAUUGGGGCGCAGCCAGCACUUUGCGCCCGACCUUGCCCGGUUGGCCCGGCCGUGAGCCCGGGACGGGAGAGGAGGAAGGCGGCCUGCCUCUUGUGUUUACGGUUGUCAGAAAGGUUUUGGCUUUGGUUUUUGUUGUUGGGUUUUGUUUUGUUUCGUUUUUGGUUUGGCUUGUUUGCUUUUUAAGGGGGGAAAAAGGCUUGUGAUUAUUUCAUCCAAAGCUCCCAUUUUCUAUCUGUGAAUAAGAAGGAAGAGAUUUUAUCAGACAAGAGAUUAACGUAUAUUUGAGAUCAUCAUGAAACAAGGUGUCAUGGUAACAACACUGAGAAAACCUGAUUUGGAACCCUGGUUCUUGUGAAUGUUUUGUUUUGUUUUUGUUUGUUCUGAAACCUGGAUUCGGUUUGCUUUGGUUUUGCACUGCAGGGUGCGGGCGGAGAGGAGGGCUGGGUGGAGGCUGGGGUCCGGGUGGUUUUGGCAGGAGACCAGGAGACGGGAUGCCCUCAGGGGGGCUGCGGACCCGGGGCCUGAGAUUAGCUGUGAACACUUAGGAGCCCGAUGCAUGCGGGUCAGGGAUCUGGGGGUCCUGCAGCUGGUGGUGACCCCAAAUGGAAUACAGACUGUACAUUUGCCAAUAGGUUUUUUCAGACCACGGUUUUUACUGCAAAUAAACCCGAAUUCUUUUCUGCAA
Camelus dromedarius (Arabian camel) is the source of this 4880-nucleotide messenger RNA. It is a transcript of the gene VAV2, whose product is annotated as vav guanine nucleotide exchange factor 2. The coding region runs from base 113 to 2734 and encodes 873 amino acids. The record is from RefSeq and is a predicted model, not a curated record. Gene Ontology annotation, biological process: intracellular signal transduction; regulation of GTPase activity; cell migration. Gene Ontology annotation, molecular function: guanyl-nucleotide exchange factor activity; protein binding. The transcript has 29 exons. Gene Ontology annotation, cellular component: cytoplasm. Lineage: Eukaryota; Metazoa; Chordata; Mammalia; Artiodactyla; Camelidae.